AUGGCUUCGCCCCCCAAGCCUUGGGAGAGGCCUGGCGCUUCUGCGACUACCUCCAGUCCUAUCCCUUCUACGACAGCCACAUCACCGGCGGCAUCUGCGACCACCAUCACCGCUUCUUCUGCCGCUCCUCCGGUCCCCGAUCGCCCCUCUUCUCUCGCCGCCGCCGUUAAUCAGAAUGCCUCGGCGUACAGUCGCGUAGGCGCCAUGGGUAUGGGCGCUUCGCCAUACAGUGCCUAUGGCGGCGCGUAUUCAUCGCCGUACUCAAGUCCCUACUCACGGUUUGGCGGCAUGGGUGCAUAUGGCGGCGGCAUGUAUGGCGGAUACGGAGGUUACGGCGGCGGCAUGUAUGGGGGAAUGUAUGGCGGCGGCAUGGGUGCCAACGACCCUAACAGCUUAACAAAUCGGUUUAGCAAUGGAACUGCAGCUACCUUUCAGAUGCUCGAGGGUAUUGUAACUGCCUUUGGCGGCUUUGCUCAAAUGCUUGAGAGCACCUACAUGGCUACGCACUCCAGCUUCUUCGCCAUGGUAUCAGUCGCCGAGCAGUUCGGCAACCUUCGCGAUACUCUAGGCUCCAUACUCGGCAUCUUCACCCUUCUACGCUGGAUCCGCACCCUCAUCGCCAAAGUCACUGGCCGGCCACCCCCAGCAGACGCAACCGCUCUCACACCCGCUGCCUUUGCCCGCUUCCAAGGCCGCCCUGGCCCUGACGGCGCUCCCAGCCCCGCCAAGGCUUCCCGCAAACCUCUAUUCUUCUUCCUUGCCGCUGCAUUUGGCAUCCCCUAUCUCAUGUCCAAGAUGAUCCGCACUCUCGCCGCCUCCCAAGAAGAGGAGGAGCGCCGCCUACAGCAGCAGGCUCUCGAAGCACAACAGCCCGUUGACCCGUCCAAGCUCGAAUUCUGUCGCCUCAUGUACGACUACCUCCCCCAGGGCAUCAACACGUCCAUGGAGCUGGAAGCACGAAAAGGCGAUCUCGUCGCUGUCCUCACAAAACACGAUCCCGCAGGCAACCCUAGUGAAUGGUGGCAGUGCCGCUCCCGUGAUGGCCGCCAGGGCUACCUACCUUCCACUUAUCUCGAGGUGCUGAAGCGUCCCGGCCAGGAAGUCAAGGCCAUCAAGGCCGUGUCUAGUGACUCCAGCAGAUGCAACUCAAUGACGACUGCGUCUGAGAACCUGCAGGAGGGCAAGGAGUACGCCACCGCUAAUGGGAUGCAACGGAGUCAUUUUUACUCAUAA
Molecule: messenger RNA, 1233 nt
Organism: Metarhizium album ARSEF 1941
Lineage: Eukaryota; Fungi; Ascomycota; Sordariomycetes; Hypocreales; Clavicipitaceae
Product: Pex13 protein
Exons: 3
Coding region: 1-1233 (410 amino acids)
Biological process (GO): protein import into peroxisome matrix, docking
Cellular component (GO): peroxisome; peroxisomal importomer complex; peroxisomal membrane
Molecular function (GO): protein binding
Source: RefSeq, a predicted model, not a curated record